AUGUACCAUGCAGCCACCAGGCCCGAGCUGCAGCAGCUCUGCAAGGAUGUAGGCAUGUCUCGCUUUCGGUCCGUCAUGAAGCUCUUCCGCUGGCUACGCUGGCAGGAGGCGAACCUCGGCUACGAGGAGAUGCAGGCCAUGACGCUCAAGGGCGUCGUCGAGGGCGACGGCGCUGGCCUGAAACUCUUCAAGAACGAGGGGAAGAACUGCCACGUGGCACUGCGGGGUUUGGCCGAGCGGCCCCGCGGGUCAGCCGCGCCGCGAGCGGUGGUGUACUUCGCGCCCGUCAAAAAGGUUGCGCCCGAAGUAGAGUGCCGCGAGGACGGCUUGGCGUCGGGCGGCCUCGACCACGUCGCGAACAAGUCGGUGCUGGUCUCUGACGGUGCUCGUUUGUGCGCCCGCCUGGCUCGUGAGCAUGGCCUACGCCAUCGACUAUGUGCGCGUUCCAAGGGGGUAUGGAAUGAGAGGGCGCGCGUGCGCGGGCAUGGCACACUCGAUGUGAACGCAGGUCUGAUCGAUGAGCGGUGGUCUCGCAUCAAGGAGUGGAUUCCGAAGGGAAUCUGGGGGAGUGACGGCGAGGGCAACCUGAACGUGGAGCUCUGGGGCAACGUCUACCAGUGGUGGUUUCGAUGCCAUCACCCUUUGAAAGCGGACAGGCAGGCGCGCUUGGCCGAGUACUGGGGGCGCGAGGCUUAG
Molecule: messenger RNA, 696 nt
Organism: Prorocentrum cordatum
Lineage: Eukaryota; Dinophyceae; Prorocentrales; Prorocentraceae
Source: the annotation of a GenBank genome assembly